Messenger RNA from Histoplasma mississippiense, 150 nucleotides. RefSeq lists its product with no specific name. The coding region runs from base 1 to 150 and encodes 49 amino acids. The transcript is spliced from 2 exons. NCBI's taxonomy places the organism in Eukaryota, Fungi, Ascomycota, Eurotiomycetes, Onygenales, Ajellomycetaceae. The record is from RefSeq and is a predicted model, not a curated record.
AUGAUUGCAAAACUACAUCAUCAAAUUGAUGCAACAGUCAAAGUCUUACAAAAUGUGAAAAAUACUUUUACAUUUGAUUUGACAAAGCAGUUGAACAAGAUCUUCAACAAUAGCAUAAUUCAAAUGAAAUUGAACACACAUUAUUAUUAA